AUGUCGAAGGCAGAACAAGUCUUGAAGCUUGAGCCAGCUUCAGAAUUGCGCUUUCGGGGUAUUUUGUGAUUGUCUAUUCUGUUGUCGAUCAUUGUCUAAGUCAAUCCAGACGUGCUUUCAGUUAUUUAACUAAAAAUGCUUUCACCUGGUUAUCACAGGAUCUUUUACAAAAGUCGUCACAGCAAAUCUUAAACUGACGAAUCCUACGGAAAAGAAAGUAUGCUUCAAAGUAAAAACUACGGCUCCAAAAAGAUACUGUGUUCGUCCAAACAGUGGAUUUGUAGAACCUACUGGAGUUGUAGAAGUGGCCGGUAAGUUGUUUAUCUAAUUUAGCCAGUUCAAACUUCAGUUAUCAUCUUAAAAAGUUUUGUAGGGAAAACUGAAUUUUCUUUCCACCUGGUUGCGUGGCAGUGUAUGUUUUACUGCGGUGUAUAUUCUCAUACAAUUUUUUGUUAAUGAAUUUAAAAGACUUGUUCCAACACGCCUUCAGUUUGCUCUACCUUUUAUAUGAAGGUAUGGGGUAAGCUCGUCAUAUGUUAUUUUGAAUUACAAUCACAAAGUCACAAUAGCAAACUUGGUAAAAUAUGAGGAAAGACUUGCAACCUCUCUGAGAAUUUCUACAGAGACUGCAACUUCAUUUUAUUUUACUUUUUAUUUACAGUUAUGCUUCAGCCAUUUGAGUAUGAUCCAAAAGAAAAGAGUAAACACAAAUUCAUGGUUCAGACGAUGUUUGCCCCAGAAGGACAAAUUGAUCAUGAGACAUUGGUACGUGGUGGUUGUUAUUUCUUAACACUUUGAAAUUAAAGCUAGUUAACUGAAAAAAAAAAUUGUGAAAUUUUGGGGUUUUUCUUGAAAGGCAGGCAUCAGGCUGAUUUAGCAACAGAACAGGAAUGUUAGUUGAUGAUGGUGUGUGCAAAUGAAACUACUGGCUUGACCAAUGGUAGAGCGGCAAAUUGGGAACUGGAAGUGGAGUUUAUUCUUUUCUUUGCGCUUUCCCGUCGUCAAAUGACGUUCCUAUUGUGUUGCUAAAUCAGCCUAUUUACAGGAGGCAGUCACUUCUUCAACAUCCUGUGCAGUAGUCAUCUUCAGAGUCAAAGUGAGUUGUAUCUCAUCAGUUGAUGUUAAUAUACUCUGGUUAUUGACCUGAUUGGGUAAUUAAGUCAUUUGACAUACAUGUACUUAACACCUUCUUUGACUUGGUUAAUCCUCAUUUCUUUUUCCUACAUUAUUCCCCCCACAAAAGGGGGAUGCAUGAGCAAAAGUCUUGUCUUACUGCCCAUUUGUAUAGGUUACCUAGAAAGUUGUCUGCAUCCUGUUAGUCUUCUUUUUUGAUAGGUCAUUUUGACAAAGACAAGAGUGACAAAGUGGAUGUUAGUUCAUUUGUAGUAUUAGAGCCCUGUCCUUUUCUUGUGUCUCUAACUUUGAAAGUUAUAAUUUUUUGUAAGCUAUUACCUCUCAAGUUAUAACCAGCCAAAAAAUGGGUUGUGUGUGACCAAAAUAAGUUUGACAGGAAAACGUUACUAGGGAUAACCCAUUAUGUCAAGUCAUUCACACCCUAACACAAUAUGCCAUGUACAUGUAAGAAUAUUGAAGACAUUUAGCGCUAUCUUGCAUACAUGUAAUACAAUGUAACUCUUUGGCUUUGCCUACCUUUUUUUGCAGUACAGUGAAACCUCUAGUAAGUGGACACUAAGCCGGGCGUGCAAUUAAUGUGUUAUGUUUCCCUUUAUAAUGAACCCCUAUUCAGCGUACACCUCUAUUAAGUGGACACCGGACUGAAUUGACAAUAGUAGUAUUGGAUUACAUCCUUGAAAUGUGUAGUGUAGUCGAGUAAUAAAGAUAAAUCAAUACAUUUAGCUGUCGAUGAACUGUAGAUUAGACUGAUAUCCUGCCACAUGAUUGUCAUCCAAGUUCAAGUCUUGCACAAAGUACAGCACAGCUUCCUUAAGAGCAUGGAACUCUAUCACAGUACAGAGUAACUGUUGAAUGUUAAUCGGUAACAAACAUUGCACAAUUUUUACAAACCUCUAUUAAGCGGACACCAUCUAUUAAGCGGACACUUGGGAAGGUCCUGAAGGUGUCAGCUUAAUAGAGGUUUCACUGUAUUCAAUAUCCUGACGUUUUAUGAAAUCGCUUCUCGUCCAUAUGCCUACAGUCAUGUCCAAUACUCCUACACUGUUGUAGACCGUUAAGGGCAGUUGACGGAUCGUACAAACCGUCAGCACUUUAACUGUCCAUAUUGUGAGUGCAUACGAAGGGUACAUCUCAUUAUUACAUUGGGGCACAGGGUGUUACGGUCCCGUACGAGGAUCGUAAUGGUCAAUGCUUCAUUGAUACGGAUCCUUCUUUAAACCAUAAAGCAAAACAAGAGUGCUCCGGCAGUUAUAUUCCUCGUUGUUUUAAAAGAAGUACGUUCCAAAUGUAAUAUUCCUCAUUCUAUAAGCCAUAAAGCAAAACAAGUGCACUUCAAAUUUAAUAUUCCUCAUUCCAUAAGCCAUAAAUCUAGAGAAGCACAUUCCAAAUGUAAUAUUCCUUGUUCUUUAAGCCCUAAACCAAAAUAAACAUUUUGUCAAAUGUAAUAUUCCUUGCUGUAUAAGUCAUAAACCAAAAUAAGCACACUUCCAAUUUAUGUAACAUUCCUAGCUCUAUAAACUAAGCAAGAACAAGCACACCCUAUCACCAAUGAAGCCUGCUCUAAAUGGCCAUAAACGGAGUGACUACAGCUCUUAACAGACCAUACAUGAGUUUUGCAAUCCGUAAAAUCUGUAUAGAUGGACAAACCAUGUAUACCUUCUCACGUAGCCAUGAAAAUUUGCUAAGUCCCACUAAUGAGGUGCAAUUUAUAGACUGUAAACAGCUGUUUACAGACCGUGUAUGAGUUUUGUGAUCUGUGCAAUCCAUACGGAUUGACGCACUGUAUAUACCCUAUUUUAACAUGAAAAUAUUCCUAGUCCCACUAAUGAGAUGCAAUUUUUGGACUGGACUGUACUUGAGAUUUGCGAUCUGUACGAUUGGUAUGGAUCAUAACGUGGUGUAUAUGGACCAUUACAGUGCAGGUAUAUUGGACAACCCUCUAUGCCUACAGUACCUUUUAAUGUUAUUGGGCAAUGAGAUGGGACAUCUUAAAGUCUACCUCAGUGAUAAUUAUGGUAUAUAAUGUGACCAUUUAACACAAUAUUCAUGUAGUUUAGAAUAGUUCUCCAAAAUCGCACCCUCACUCUAUUAUCAAAAUGAUACAAAACAAAGUUAAUUAUGAAAGUCUUAAAUCUGUUCAUGACACUCACUCUAGACAUUGCAAAUCAGUGAAAAUUUUUAGUGAAGCACAAAUUGGCUGCUGCAACCUAUUUUCAUGGCCAGUAGUUUUGAAGAUUAAUGGCGGAUAAAUAACAAUUUUAUUAUUCACUGUAGUAGAGGUGGCUAGUGGUGUAUAUUUAUAAAGCCGUGAAGCAGUGAUAUAAUUGAACACAAAAAGGUCAUUUUUAACACAUUAAUUGCUGCAACAAUUACAAUUUUGGCAUGCAAAUGCCCUCUCGGCCAUCACGUUUUCUGCCAACAAAUACAACAUUUGAAGGCCUUUGUUUAGCUUUUGCAGGGACAUUUCUUCCAAAUGAAUUGGGAAUUCUUUCUGUAUUUGAAACCAUUCUGAUUAAAACACCAUUUGAUUUAGUUUCAAGCUUAUUCAUGAACAUGUUUGGCAUUACUUGUUGCUUAAGCGUGAGGUGAAUCAGUGAAUAGCACUAGAUAUCCUGAGUUUGAGUAGCCAAUCAGAGCAUGCGAAAAACACUGUUUCAGUAUAUACUUGGUUGGACAGUGUUCAGGGAAAGAACAUCAUGCUAUAUCAACAUUAAUUCUAGAUGAUUAAAUGUAUAUUGUGUCAAACUAAACAUGUAUAUGUAUAUGUAAUAAAGGUAAUCAAGAAUGGUACUUGAAACACACGUAUGGCAAGCAGUUUUUGUCCCUGUGUUUUUAAACAAGUUAAUGCUCAUGGCCGAUAAACUGUUCUGAAUUCAGCAGUAUCAUCGUUCUUAUUUUAAUUUAACAGUGGAAAGAGGCGGACCAAAGUGCAUUUAUGGAUUCUAAGCUGAAAUGUGUCUUUGAUUAUGUGGAUGAGAGUGAAGCACCUGUAGACAGUAGUAUGGGAGGAAAUGUAAGUGGUCAAUUUUAGUCUUGUUACAUGUAAGUUAUGAAUAUGUUUUUAGGAACUGCUUGAUCACCUGUUGGUAGCUGCCCCUUUAAAAAGUGAUGAAGGUGCUCACAGUAUUUGGAGGAAAAAUUGGUCAGUUGGUACUGCUUGAGUUCUUGAGGUAUCUUUUAUGGCUGAAAAGGCUGAAAAAAUGAUUGACUGGUUAUUUUUUGAUGAAAUUAUGAAUAUAUGAAAAUCAUAUAUGAGAAUUCCUUGGGUACCAGAGGUUUUUUCUCACAUGGGAUGAGGAGCUUCAUUGGCCGCACGAGCGGUGAAGCCACGAGAAAAAACCUCUGGUGCAGAGCGCCUUGAUUUACCAUGCUGGAUGGACCUUGACCUUGUCUCUAAUCUGUCAAUCAAAUCAGUGGUCACAAGCUAAUUCAAAAGUAAUUACCAAGGGAGGAACAACAUGCUGCAGCGCAAAGAGUCACACUAUCUCCAGAAUAACAAGCUUGAGUUUUAAUAGAAAUCAUUGCUUAAACAGAAAUCUUGUCACAGUACAGUUCUCCUUAAUUUAUGUAGCUUUAUUAUAAGCUGCAAUCCAUUCUUCCAAAUUUGGAUCUGUUUAUCACUAAGGAGAAACAAACAUCCUGCAAAAACUACUAACGAACGGGGCCCAGCGUGACAUAACAUUGCAGAAACUUUCACAUUUACGGACAAAAGAAAACCGCUUUUAGUCAUUCAAAUCCAGAAAACACAAAAGUUUUUUUUAGCUGCAAAUGAAGAUGUUUAUGUUUCAAGAGGCUAAGAAAAAUGGUCUUGACUCGCAUCAGAGGGAAAAUCAUGUUGACCAGAAAUAAACCGCAGAACAUCAAUAUGCCUGUCACGACCUCUCAGUAUGAAACAAGGGGCAAAAAUAAUACACAUUUGGUCAGUCGUAAUCUGUUCGAAUGACUUCGGUUAUAGCCUGGUCUAAAUCUUCCGUUCAUACAGGCAUCUGAUUUUUCUUCCAAAAAGCGAAAAUGUACGUGAUAUGUGGCUUGGAUUGUUUCAAACCACCCGUGUCCCUAUCAUGCGCCUAUUGUGAUUGAAAUCCAAUAAGAGCGUUUGAAACAUUCGAUAUCUCAAAGAAACCAAUCAGCUAAACAUCCAGAUUCUGGAUGUUUUGGUAUAAGCGGGGUUGUUAUUGGCUCCGCGCUAUCAAAGGGAUUGCGCCCUGGUCUUGACACUUUUCACGCAGGUCACUUUGUAAGACUUAACUGAAUCCGGAAACUGUGCAUGAAAAGCCUCUGGCACCCAGGGUAAUAUGAGAACUGUGGGGUGAAGAAUUAUAUGAAAGAAGAUCAUUGCAGUUAUAGACAGAACUUUUGCAGUUGCAAAAAGAAAGCCUGAAAAAAAUUCAGACUUAUACAGGAUUUGAACCCUUUUACCUCUGGGAUGCCGGUGCAGCGCUCUACCGAUUGAUCUAAUAAUAAGCCAACUGGGAGCAGGUUGUUGAAUUGGUUCAUAUUAAACCCGUGAAAGAAUGAUGAUGAAAUGAAAUUAUGUAUUUUAUGUUAUGCAUAGCUCAAGUGUCAAAAUUUGGUGCAUAUAAAGAACUCAUCAUCUUUAACAUUUGAAAGUAUAAAUAUUGUGUCCAUAAGUAACAUGAUAUGUCACGUGACCAUUUUUCGCAAAAUCUGUAAUAAUUGACAAAUUAUUGGUGGCUGGUUUAAGAAAAGAUAUCAAGCAAUAACCUUCAGUUGCAUUUAAUGCUUUUAAGUUUAAAGAAAGUGACCUUUCUCAUCCACCAAUGCAUCUAUAAGAACUGACCUAUAACUUUAGAAUUCACAUGAGCUUUUCAGUAUUAUUAUUGCAAAUUUGACAGUUUUAUGUUGCAAGUCAAUUAGGAGGGCCAAUAGAACAUGGUUCAUAUCAGAAUAUCAGAAGAGAACUUCUAGUUGCAGUAACCUUAUGACUAAGGAUAACAGCUAUUUCUUGAAUUAUUGAUGAUACCUCAUUGGUUAAAAAGCAGUUUUGACUCAGUUUCCUACUUGUAUGAUGACUAUUCAGUCCUAAUGCUUCAUACCCAGUUUUGAAGUGUGUGUGGAAAAUGUGGGCAUAAUAAAGGCCAGCUUUAACCAUACUGUUUCAUAACUCUGACCUAGAUAUUACACUGAAAAGGUAAAGAAAAGAUAAUUCAAGUCAAUGUUAUUCCUAAUUAGGUAAUUGCUGGACAGAUCUUUGAAAGAAGUGCAAGAAAAUGUAAACAACUCACUUUCAUGGAGCAUAAGGAAAGGAAGAACAGCCCUUAGCAACUGUUGCCACUGAAAAGCCUCGUUUUUGUGUAUACGUAUACUUUAGUAUACAACCAAACAAAUCCCUAGCUAGCUUUUUUAUUCCCUACCUACAUGUACUUUUCGUAUUCAUCUGGUAACUUAAAUAUAAGUGUCAGCCCUGAAAUAUUGAAUUGUCUUAAGUGUUUUUUUACUGAAUUUUAGUGAUACAUAUAAUAAUAUUAAGUCUGUGUAUUGGCAGGCAUAAGAAUUAAAAAUCCUUUUUAAUGGAUAACAUGUACAAUUUUGUUUAGAAACAUACUUGUAAUUUCAACGUGCAUCUUCUCCAUCUAGUUUUACAUACGUUCAGUCACAUUCGUGUGGUACUAAUGAAAAGAAUUUAUUUGCAUUAUUCUUGUGUCAUUUUUCUCUCUUAGGCCACAAUGUAAGGAGAAAUCAGUCCCCUACCUUAAUUUCAACUUGUAGCCUGUUAACUACACAAUGUUGUGCAGGCACCACUGGUAAUUUAAAGAAAAACGCUAAUUAAAUUAUUUAUUUUUACAUGGCAGGAAAAUGAAUCUUUGAACAACAGAGAAGUACCUCUUCCUUCAAAGAUAUCUAAGGUAGAACCAGCACCAGUCGACAGUGGUACUAGUAACAUCAAGACAGCUUCUUCACAUAAUCGAAAUGGUUCUUAUCCUGAACCAGGAGUGGAAGCUUCCACAUCAACAAGAUCUUUGCAGGUACUUAUAUAUAUACUUAUACUUAUAUUUUGUGAAGAACUCAAGCUUACAGAAGCAUAAGAAAGAUUGAUGCAAAAGAUGUCGCCCUUUUCCCGAACGGGUUGGUCCACGAAUUCUAUCCCUUGAAUCCCUUGAAGGCGUUGAUUACUUUAUAGCACAUGAAUACUUUAGUAGUCGAAAAAAAGAAGAAUCUUUAUGAGCAAAACUUCAAUCUCGAGGCUAACUGCUGGUCAGGUGUUGUGAACUUUCAUUGUUUGCAAAUUUAGUCUUGUGAUAAGCAUGUGGUUUAUUUUUCUGGUGAUAAUUGAAAUAAUAGGCCAAGUUUUAUUGAGGCCCUUGAUUUUCGUGUACUUGUGCAUGCGUACAGAAAGAAAUUGUCGAAUACGAUAUAAAUGUAAAUAUCCUGAAUCCUGCUUUGUGUAGAAUUAAUCGCCUCCUCAUUUCGUAUAUAAUCUUCAAGCAAGUGAGACUUAAAAUUUCUAAAAAGCUUUCUUGUUAUUCCAUCAUGUUAUGAAUAAUAAACUAGUGUACUGGAUUAAUGAGGUUAACUUAUCUCUCUCUUGGUCAUUAAUAAGUUUUUUGUAUUGUUAGUAAUGUUAAAUGUCUUCUGUUAAUUCACCACAGGCUGAUGAAAGAAGAACCAUAAAUGAGGAAUUAGAAAAACUGAAAAAUGAAAACACUGUUCUUAUGGUAUGUAUUACAUUGUAUGGUCAUAUCUUUGCAAAGGCACAAAUUCAGUGAUUCUUGGGGGGCUGUCAUUCCUCGCUGUUUAGUAGGCCGUUUCUGAGUUGAAGUAAACCUCAACACAAGGCUACUGUAAGUUUGUAGUCUUUGCUAAUGUAAAACAUUUUCAAGGUUUCACACUUGACAUCUUUUUGGUGGCAGGGAAUUCUGGAACUCUAUUCUGGAAAAGGUCAGAUAAUCGUCAUUUAGUCGGGCUUUCCUAGGGAAUGGGAUGGUGAUAUAGGAUGGAAAGUGAACAAUGUUUGGCCUUCAGUCAGAAACUAUUGUGAAAGUUAAGAAGUGCAAAGAAAAAGUUAAUAUGUAAACAUCUUUAAAAAAACUACAAAGUAAGAAACAACUGUAAAAUAAUACGUACAUUUUUACGUGUGAGAUUAUAAUAACAAUUAUUAUAAUAAUAUGGGGCUCAAUAAAGUCCUGUCCAGUAGUCCGGGACAAGUAGAUUUUCUUGCUGGGCAGGUAACUUUUAAAGCUCGCUUGCUCAAUGGUCAAGGGUCCAGGUAAGUCAUCCUCUAAUAAAAUCAUUAUCCAAGAUGAGCAAGAAAUGGUCCUGGGCAAGCGAAAUGUGAAAGCUGCUUGCCCGAAGGACAGGCUGGAAUUCAAGUUUCUAUUUUGAAUCCCGUAAUAGGCCUUAAUAUAACAAUUAUUAAUUUCUUGAAAAAGAUAAGACUAUGAUUUCUUUGUACGUACUGUUGAAAACUGAUUUUUAGAUAGGAAGCUUCAUGAUUUUAAUUUGUGCUUUGUGCUAAAAGUCUAUACUACCCACUGGACUUGGGGGAUAAGAAGCAUCACUGGUUCUUUGACCCCCAAAUAUUUCGAUAACGCUUUGAUAGAUUUCGCUCAAACUUUGCGAACAUCGAGGCGGUUAUUGGAGCUCCCUUGAAUCAUUUUGGAAGAACAGUUCCCAGUACCGAGAAACAUAGCCUCCCACGCAGGGUUUCUUAGGGGAGCUCGUUUUUCAUCCCUCCCCACAAACGCCUGCUCAACCGAAGACAACAUUCCCUUCCCAUGCUUAGCCAACCACAUUGUACUUUCCAUAUUCUGGAAAGUUGACCUUGACCACAAGGUAAUCUGAUAAUUACUCGAUCUGCAUUAAACACUGGGAAAGCUUUCUGACCUCUUAUAAAUGUUAGAUUCAGAGCGGCAAAAAUAAGAUUUAGUCAAAUUUUAGAAUACUCCAUGCACUGCAUAACCUUAGCGAAGGAAAGAAAAGAAGGGAAACGGUGACUCUAGGGUCACGUUUUAGUCGCGUUUAGCCUGUCAACACUUUAUUGCACAACUGUUAAUUGCUCACUUACCACUCAAAUAAAACAAUGGGAAAGGAAUGUUGUUUUCGGUUGAGCAGGCGUUUGUGGGAAGGGAUGAAAAACGAGCUCCCCUAAAAACGUCUGCGUGGGAGGCUACGAGAAACACGGCUGUUAGUAAAAUAGGUAAUGGCGUCAUUUCGUUGCUAUGACAACUCCGAUGUUAUUGUAACCCUGAUCAUAACAAAUUUUCAUCUUUUAUCUUACAGUGAUGUAACACGGGACGAUUUGCAACGACGAGUUUUAGCGGAACGCAGCAUUACAGUAUUGUCUCGACUGGCUGCCACAUUGUUCCAACAUUGCUAAGCAGUUUUGCGCUCAAAAUCGUCGUUGCGAAUCGUUCUGUGUAACGUCACUUUUAUACAGCUAUGGUGGUAAUUUUUUAUGCUGAAACUUGGGAGAUAUUGAUCCAGAAGAACCCUAUUGAGCCACCUCAAUAGCGAUCGAGUUUGAACAAAAUGUGUUAAUUGUUUUGUUUCUUGUUAAUUUGCCAGGAGGAGACGUUAAGACUUAGGAAGAAUGUGACGCAGCUUCCUUCGCCAGCUGAGGCGUCUUCAGCUAGUGUGACUACAGUGCCGUCACCACAGCAGCAGCAGCAGCAGACAGCGGCAGCGAAUAUGCCACCUGUGGCAAUAGCCUAUCUUGUCAUAGCAUUGAUAUGUGGAAUAAUUAUUGGUAAAUUUCUCUUGUAAAAGACAGUGGCUCUUAGAGUUAUUUUAACGUGACAAUUUUAGAUCCUAAUAAACAGAUGUUGAAAGGCGUUUUUCCAUCAACCAACAGCAAUGUCCUUGAGGUGCAGCAACGUUUGCUUUGAAAAGUGUUCAACACAAUGAUUCACCUUGGAAAUAUAUAUAUAUUAUCAUUUUUCCCCUCCUAAUUCGACUCUUUUUACUUUCAAACGCUUUUGUGAUCUCAUCAGUGAUGUAACCACAGGACUCAGACUUGGAAGUGAAAACUAAUUACAA
Porites lobata is the source of this 10131-nucleotide messenger RNA. The record is from the annotation of a GenBank genome assembly. Lineage: Eukaryota; Metazoa; Cnidaria; Anthozoa; Scleractinia; Poritidae.